This is a messenger RNA of Dipodomys ordii (Ord's kangaroo rat), 1703 nucleotides long. RefSeq names its product succinate dehydrogenase complex assembly factor 2 (gene Sdhaf2). Gene Ontology annotation, cellular component: mitochondrion. Gene Ontology annotation, biological process: mitochondrial electron transport, succinate to ubiquinone; mitochondrial respiratory chain complex II assembly; tricarboxylic acid cycle. The transcript has 5 exons. The record is from RefSeq and is a predicted model, not a curated record. The coding region runs from base 96 to 590 and encodes 164 amino acids. NCBI's taxonomy places the organism in Eukaryota, Metazoa, Chordata, Mammalia, Rodentia, Heteromyidae.
UCCGGCUCAGGUCCUCCGCGGCCAAGUCCGCUAGGCCGAUGGACAGCGUUUCCCGGAAGUUGCCAGGUUGCCGGCUUCCGGUGCAGUAGGGAAAAAUGGCUGUGGUCCCUGUGAUCCCGACUCUGGCGCGGAUGCUGUCAAGGCACAGCCUGUUGUCUCCUUUGCUCAAUGGGACAUCAUUCAGACGCUUCUAUAGAGGUGAUAGCCCAUCAGAUUCCCAAAAGGACAUGAUCGAAAUCCCUCUGCCUCCAUGGCAGGAGAGAGCAGAUGAAUCCAUAGAAACCAAAAGAGCCCGGCUGCUGUAUGAGAGCCGGAAGAGAGGGAUGUUGGAAAACUGCAUCCUCCUGAGUCUCUUUGCUAAAGAACAUCUGCAUAACAUGACUGAGCAGCAGCUGAACCUCUAUGAUCGCCUGAUUAAUGAGCCUAGUAACGACUGGGAUAUUUACUACUGGGCCACAGAAGCAAAACCAGCCCCAGAAAUAUUUGAAAACGAAAUCAUGGCCAUGCUGAAAGAAUUUGCAAAAAACAAAAACAAAGAGCAGAGACUGCGCGCCCCAGAUCUUGAGUAUCUCUUUGAGAAGUCGCAUUGAGCUAGCUGCGUGUCACUCCCCUUCCUGGCUCGGAUCCUUUCUGCCAAGGAAAACUGAUCCAAGCCCCCUGAGCGGACCCCUUCAAAGGCACAGCAGGGUGAGGAAGGGCAGCAGGCAGAGCAGCGUGGGCACACUGCAUAAGGGUAAACCUCCUCAUGGUCAGUUUCUCGAAAACGUGCACUUUUGUCAUGGGAGGAUAAUUGAGUAUUAAAGAACACCAAGAAAGGGAAAUCAACAGUUCCCCAUCGUCACAAUGACUUCCUUUGUCUACUCUCACAUAACCCAUAGUCCUAUUUCUAAGCGUUGUACAAGGUCACGGGCACAGGUUUGCUUUCCAUGUGGCCUCCUCAUGAACUUGUCCCUUGUUCCUGCUACCUGCAUAACCGUUACCUCACGAAAUAGCAAUACAUAAAAAGUAACACAUUAGAACAAAAUUAUCAGAGAGCUUAGGUCUGGGACCAGUUCUGCAUGGUUAGAGAUGGUCCUCUGAAAGGGGCUUUGCCUGUGAUUUAUUAGAAAUGGCGGUCAGUCAGAUCAGCAGGGAGAAUCCUGAAGUGUUUGCUAGAGGAAGGCCAGCUGGAAUUGAUGAACACGUGGUUGGUGAUCACAGAGCUACAGGCAGGGAGGAAGUAGGUUCUCGGGACUGUUGUGGGGAGGGGGUGUCAGCCUCACCAUGAAUCCAGCGUGCCCUUUGGAGUCCCUGGCUAAGGAGGGAAGAGAGCCAGCUUUUCCUUACAUAGUGUCUCAGAGCUCAGUGCCCUCACAGGCCUAUUUCAUAGACAGAAAGUUGGCUCAGAGGGAGGAAGUCAGCUGUCCAAGGUCAGGUAGUUACUGCGUCACAAAUCCAGAACUUGGGAUGACUCUGUCUGCCUCAAAGCUCAUGAAUGUUCUGCUAGCAGAUGCUGCUUUACUGCAGGAAGCAGAAAAUCCAUGCCUCUGAGGAUCUUUCUGGGAAAAUUAAGGCAGACAAACUACAGUUCUGACUCGUGACCUCCUCCACAGGGGUAGAGGGCUACCACAUGCUACUGAGAAUGCAGCAUAGUACACUGGCUACAAGUUCAAUUCCUGGUUCUGUUGUUGAUAUACUGGUUCUGUUGUUAAUUUAUUGGCUCC